CCUGGAAGAAAAGAACUCAAACCCAUUCUCAAGACUGCAGGACCAAAAUCCAGCUCUGGACAUACAGCUACUACCUCUCCGAGAAACCUGGUAUGGAAGACUUCCUGCAGAGCAUGCGUCCAGGCUACUCUCAACGACAGCCUCCGUGUCAGAAUGUGUUCUGAUUGUUCAAAGAGAAGAUCAGCGACUCCAUGCAGCUUGGUCACGGCAACGCUCACGAGUGGCCCAGUGAAUCGGGCCAAACACAGCAUGUGAAAUGUGUCACCAUCGGAAUCUCAGCAGAGACGUUCUGUAUGGGGAAGGACAGUAGCAUGUUGUAUCCUAGCGUCAACUUGGGGGCUGUCCCCUGUUAACUUCCUACUUACUCUGAGGAGACAUUUCCAUUUCUUAAAGAAUUUUUUUUUUCUGAUUCCCUUUAUUUAGGAGGAGGUUUCAUGGUAUUUAACUAGUGAGCUGGAGACAGAAUUCAAAGGCUAAAUUCUGUGUUUGAGUAACACCUGUGGUCAGAAGUGACUUUCCUAACUGCCUUUUUUUUUCCAAUCAACUUGGGAGGAGGGUCAGAAAAGAAGAAAACAGACUAAAAUGUUCACUUGCAUUCGUUAUCCAGGUCCAUGUAUCUUGACAGCCCACUGAAACAUGAAGAAUCAAGCAUUAUCAAAAGGCAUCCACCCCGGAGAAUUCAAAAGCUUGACCCCAUUGACCUGCCACAAGUAAUUACCUCUGAGCGACUCCUGCGCCAGCGAGAAGCCAGAACAGGACACAAAGCAGAGGAACCUGAGAAGAAAAUGCAGCUCCCAAUGUACACCUCUGGGAAGAGACAGUAUUUACAUAAGAUGCAAAUGCUGGAGCGGAACCAAAGAAGGCAGGAGGCCCAAAUGGAGUUGAUGAUGAAGAGUCUUCAGCGUGCAGCAAGACUUGAUAUGCAAAAGCUGGAAGACCAGAGUGGCAAUAAAGUCACCCAAAGCUUGCCGAGGAACAAUAGCUAUGACGUUAUCACCAUAGUGCCUGAUGAAACCAUAAACAGAGACCCAGGAAGUUCACAGGAUGAAGAAUUCUUGGACUAUCACACAGAGACUGACUAUUGUGUCCGGAAAAUUGGCAAAAUGGAAGCCUGGCUCCGCGAGCAAGACGCCCGAGGACAGCUUUCCUGGAGCCGCUUCAGCUACGACUCAGACGAGCCUGAGAAGGAUCACAGGAGGCCACGAGCACUGGUGAGGACCAGGACAGAGAGGAUCCCACUCUAUGAUGAGUUUUAUGACCGAGAAUGAGAAAGCUACACGCUGCCCAGACAGAGAGGAGUGGUUUGCUUGUUUUCAUCAGAAUCAUUCCUACUUACAUAUGAACCACUCAGGGGGAAGUAAUUUACAUCUGUCUUCUGAAGUCUUGUAGUUCAUGGGUUUGUCGUGUAUGCUCUAGGUCUAUGACUUAAAACUGAGGGGCUGAAACAAA
Messenger RNA from Myodes glareolus (Bank vole), 1449 nucleotides. Lineage: Eukaryota; Metazoa; Chordata; Mammalia; Rodentia; Cricetidae. The record is from RefSeq and is a predicted model, not a curated record.